Molecule: messenger RNA, 3652 nt
Organism: Hyaena hyaena (striped hyena)
Lineage: Eukaryota; Metazoa; Chordata; Mammalia; Carnivora; Hyaenidae
Gene: KAT7
Product: lysine acetyltransferase 7
Exons: 15
Coding region: 210-2042 (610 amino acids)
Biological process (GO): regulation of DNA-templated transcription
Cellular component (GO): nucleus
Molecular function (GO): zinc ion binding; histone acetyltransferase activity
Source: RefSeq, a predicted model, not a curated record
GACGCUGUGAAGCAGGAGGCACUUGGGAUCGUCCGCAGGAUUGGGACUGCUACAGAGGCCGCCACGGAGCCCGCCGGAGCCACCGUUCCUGCUGCUGCUGCCGCCGCCGCCCGAAUCGGAACUGUCGGGCCGCAGCCGCCGGCAAUGCCGCGAAGGAAGUGUUAACACAAACCCACCGAGUAAAUGCUUCUGUGCUAACAUCUGGAUCUAUGGUGUUACAGAGGAAUGCAGGCAGUAGUUCAGAUGGAACGGAAGAUUCCGAUUUUUCUACAGAUCUCGAGCACACAGACAGUUCCGAGAGUGACGGCACGUCCCGGCGGUCUGCCCGUGUCACCCGCUCCUCAGCCCGGCUGAGCCAGAGUUCCCAAGAUUCCAGCCCUGUUCGAAAUUUGCAAUCUUUUGGCACCGAGGAGCCUGCUUAUUCUACCAGAAGAGUGACCCGUAGUCAGCAGCAGCCUACCCCAGUGACUCCAAAAAAGUACCCUCUUCGGCAGACUCGUUCAUCUGGCUCAGAAACUGAGCAAGUGGUUGACUUUUCAGAUCGAGAGACUAAAAAUACAGCUGAUCAGGAUGAGUCUCCACCGCGAACCCCAACUGGAAACGCACCUUCUUCUGAGUCGGACAUAGACAUCUCCAGCCCUAACGUGUCUCAUGAUGAGAGCAUGGCCAAGGACAUGUCCCUGAAGGACUCGGGCAGCGAUCUGUCUCAUCGCCCCAAGCGUCGUCGCUUCCAUGAAAGCUACAAUUUCAAUAUGAAGUGUCCCACUCCAGGCUGUAACUCCCUAGGACACCUCACAGGAAAACAUGAGCGACAUUUCUCCAUCUCAGGAUGCCCGCUCUAUCAUAACCUGUCAGCUGAUGAAUGCAAGGUGAGAGCACAGAGCCGGGAUAAGCAGAUAGAAGAAAGAACGCUGUCCCACAGGCAAGAUGACAACAACAGGCAUGCAACCAGGCACCAGGCGCCAACCGAGAGGCAGCUGCGGUAUAAGGAGAAGGUGGCCGAACUCAGGAAGAAGAGGAAUUCCGGGCUGAGCAAAGAGCAGAAAGAGAAAUACAUGGAACACAGACAGACCUAUGGGAAUACUCGGGAACCUCUCUUGGAGAACCUGACUAGCGAGUAUGACUUGGAUCUUUUCCGAAGAGCACAAGCCCGGGCUUCAGAGGAUUUGGAGAAGUUAAGGCUGCAAGGCCAGAUCACAGAGGGGAGCAACAUGAUUAAAACAAUUGCUUUUGGUCGUUAUGAGCUCGACACUUGGUACCAUUCUCCCUAUCCUGAAGAGUACGCACGCCUGGGACGUCUGUACAUGUGCGAAUUCUGUUUAAAAUACAUGAAGAGCCAAACGAUCCUCCGCCGACACAUGGCUAAAUGUGUGUGGAAACACCCGCCCGGCGAUGAAAUCUACCGCAAAGGCCCCAUCUCCGUUUUCGAAGUGGAUGGCAAGAAAAACAAGAUCUACUGCCAAAACCUGUGCCUGCUGGCCAAGCUUUUUCUGGACCACAAGACGCUGUAUUACGACGUGGAGCCCUUCCUGUUCUAUGUCAUGACCGAGGCGGACAACACCGGUUGCCACCUGAUUGGAUACUUUUCCAAGGAAAAGAACUCGUUCCUCAACUACAACGUGUCCUGUAUCCUUACCAUGCCUCAGUACAUGCGACAGGGUUAUGGCAAGAUGCUCAUUGAUUUCAGUUACCUGCUUUCCAAAGUGGAAGAAAAGGUUGGCUCCCCGGAACGUCCUCUCUCUGACCUGGGGCUCAUAAGCUAUCGCAGUUACUGGAAAGAAGUGCUUCUCCGUUACCUGCAUAAUUUCCAAGGCAAAGAGAUCUCUAUCAAAGAAAUUAGCCAGGAGACAGCUGUGAAUCCUGUGGACAUUGUCAGCACUCUGCAGGCCCUUCAGAUGCUCAAGUACUGGAAAGGAAAACACCUAGUUUUAAAGAGACAGGACCUGAUCGACGAGUGGAUAGCCAAAGAGGCCAAAAGAUCUAACUCCAAUAAAACCAUGGAUCCAAGCUGUUUAAAAUGGACCCCUCCCAAGGGCACUUAAAGUGACCUGUUACUCUGAGCCAGUGAACCCCAGCAGUAGGAAUCCAUACCCUAGGGAUCUGUCUGUCAUUUCUGUUGCUCUCGUGAUUGGCAAGUACAGUAUCCUCUGGGAAGGCCCCACCCCCACCCCCCCUCAGGACUGUCCUGGCUCCGAGCCCCGCGUGCACUGCAGACGCUGGUUCUGAGGAACUGCUGUUUCGGCCUCAGUGAGGUUGCCCGGAUGGGAUCUCCCGUAGACGUGAGCGCAGAUCCCCCGUAGCACUGACCCAAGGUGUUGUGUUCGGUACUGUACCUGUCCAGUCACUGGUUCUCGUGCCCUCCCGCCCCGUGAGGCUGUGUGGUGUCUUCUGAACUUUGUAAUAGUGCUUCUCGCCACCCGGUCACCAGACUUCCAGAUAAUGGUGGCCGCCGCCACGACCUUUCCAGUUACUCCUUCCGCGUGGGGUUUGUUUUUGUUUUUGUUUUUGUUUUCCCUUUUUCUUGGAAGAGCAGGGAAGAGGUGACACUUGUGAGUGUGCGCGAGCCGAGAGGGGUCCGAUCCCUUUGGACUUUAUCUCACCUGGCAUUUUGCCCGCCCUUUUUAUCCAGGGGCCUGUUUUUGAUCAGCUUCCAGCUGAUCGGGCACAAGUGUGUUUUUUUUGACGCUCCCAGGGAUUCAUCUUGGUAACAGCCCGAGAUUUAUGUGAAUGAAAUGGAGAGAAGGACUGUGAGGCGGUGGUUCUGUCCUUCCGAGUUCGCGGGCGGGGCUGAUUCCGGGUGGAAGGAACCGAGUACUUCUCGUACUUCUCGUGGCCUCCCAGGCCUCAGUGUUUGCCCCUCACACGGCUCCCCGCCCCGUGUCACUUACAUCUGCAGGUGCCAAACGCUGUCUGGUUCUCACUUUCCCUGCUGCACGCUGCCUGGGUCAUCAGGCUUCCCAGACCUUCCCCUGGGAGCGGCCAGUCCGCUCUGGCACACCGCCCCCCAGCCCAACAGCCCUGGGGAAGUAGGAAGUGAUUGCAAAUGAGACCCGGUCUCCGCCCAGCCCGCGGCCCAGCAGGGCAGCGGCCAACCCCCCCCCCCCCCCCCCCCCCCAGCAUUUGCACCUCCUCUCCGGUGCCUCCCCCUCCCUCCUGAACUGAAGUGCUCGUGCCCUUCCGAGAACUCCAUCUCCUUUUUGGGAUCUGCCACCAUCCCCCGCCCCCCAGCCUCUGGUCUCCUAUUUUUGGUUUCAAGCAAGGGAAGAGAUGCUCCCUCUAAUUUCCCUCCAACCCAUUAUAACCUGCUAUCUUGGGGCAGCUUUUGAUGUAGGACGUGCCACCCUCCCCACCGCGGUCUCCUCCGGCACCGCUGUCCCUGUGCGGAGCCCUCCCCCAGCCCCGACUCCGGUCAUUCGUGCCUUUCUCCUGUCCUCUCUGUACACUGCUUACACUCACUGUGGCCCGGGGGCAGUCGUUCUACGCAUGUUCGUGGCAGCUCCCUGCCAGUUUCAGUUCACUGUUUAUUCAAAAGCAACUUCACUGGGGGUUUUCUUAAGGGGUAAAGGCCUUUUACCGAAGCUGACCCUUCCCCACACGUGGUAGAAUGUGCUGUUCUGUAUCUACUCCUCAAUAAAGCAUGUUCUCUGCUCAA